Messenger RNA from Cyprinodon tularosa, 1078 nucleotides. RefSeq names its product musculin (gene msc). The record is from RefSeq and is a predicted model, not a curated record. Gene Ontology annotation, molecular function: DNA-binding transcription factor activity, RNA polymerase II-specific; protein dimerization activity; RNA polymerase II transcription regulatory region sequence-specific DNA binding. Bases 389 to 826 code for a protein of 145 amino acids. The transcript has 2 exons. NCBI's taxonomy places the organism in Eukaryota, Metazoa, Chordata, Actinopteri, Cyprinodontiformes, Cyprinodontidae. Gene Ontology annotation, biological process: skeletal muscle tissue development; regulation of transcription by RNA polymerase II.
UUCAAAUAGUAACUAGGAUUACAAAUAGCCAGCCAUUAAUUCACAGUGCUUAACCAAAUUAUCCAACUGCAGAUGCCCAACUUAAGAGUGUCCACAAAGAGACAGAGCUGUGGUCUCAUUGGGGUCAUGGAGAAAAGGGGAGGAGAAAUGCAAAGAGGCCAAGUGUGGGACACUUAAAUUAGAGGGGUCCAGACUUCAUUUUUGGACUUUAACUCGUUGCAUUGUGUGCUUGCAGAAUCCUUUUUGGCCUUUUUGGGGCCUCCAGCUACAGGGUUAGGAUUUUUUUGAACUUAUAAGGAAGUUGGCUAUUAAAGAAAAAUCCAACAUCUUUUCUUAACUUUGACAAGAAGAAGUUCUGCUGCCCCUUUGAGGUCAAAUCUGAAGAGCCAUGUCAACAAGCUCGACACCAAGUGAUCUUGAGGAUGACGAGAUAUUUAAUGGAAGGAGCUCCACAAAAGUGAGGAAAAAUACCUGCUUCAGUUCCAGACGGUAUUCAGAGAGGGAAGAGGAUGAAGAGGAGAAGGGCAUCGAGCAGGAGCGCAGCAGGCUCUCCAAAACUCACCCAAAGGAGGCACGGCAGUCCCAGAGAAAUGCUGCAAACGCAAGGGAGAGGGCAAGGAUGAGAGUCCUAAGCAAAGCCUUCUCCAGACUGAAAACCAGCCUGCCCUGGGUUCCUGCCGACACUAAACUGUCAAAACUGGACACACUGCGUCUCGCCUCCAGCUAUAUCUGUCACCUCAGACAGAUUCUGCAGGAAGACCGGUUGGAGAACAGCUGUGCACAUCCAGUCAGUCUGGUACGAAACCUCUCCAACAGCCAUGUUUGACAUGGCCCUUUAUGUCGUCAGGGAGAUCAGAGGAGGACAUCUCAUCUGCUGUAAGACUUUGUGGGGCUACAGCAUAGUCCAUCCCUCUUCAUUAUGCUGCUAUCAACCAGAACCUUCAGAACUGACUCCAAAGUAAUACUCUGGGCUUUGCCGUCAUAAUGAACUGUCUUUAUGUUAUGUUGUUAAAUAACUCAUGACAGAACAGUGAUGUUUUAUUGUUUACCUGUGUAAUAUUCAGAACUUUCAUAAGUU